Molecule: messenger RNA, 584 nt
Organism: Thalassophryne amazonica
Lineage: Eukaryota; Metazoa; Chordata; Actinopteri; Batrachoidiformes; Batrachoididae
Gene: hint1
Product: histidine triad nucleotide binding protein 1
Exons: 3
Coding region: 48-428 (126 amino acids)
Biological process (GO): purine ribonucleotide catabolic process
Cellular component (GO): cytoplasm; nucleus
Molecular function (GO): hydrolase activity
Source: RefSeq, a predicted model, not a curated record
GCAGCUGACAUAAAGGCGAGGCGUAGAAGAAGAAGGCGGUAGACGACAUGGCUGAUGAAACAGCAAAAGCUCAAGUGGCUAAACCCGGCGGAGACACGAUUUUCGGAAAAAUUAUACGCAAAGAGAUUCCGACAGAACUCAUCUAUGAGGAUGAUCAGUGUGUAGCCUUCAAUGACAUUAGUCCUCAGGCUCCAACUCACUUUCUGGUGGUCCCCAAAAAGCCCAUUGUUCAGCUGGCGACAGCAGAUGACUCUGACGCUGCCCUGUUGGGCCAUUUGAUGAUUGUUGCAAAGAAGUGUGCAGAGAAGGUGGGCCUGUCGAAGGGCUUCAGGAUCGUCAUCAACGAUGGUGCGGACGGAGGUCAGUCAGUCUAUCAUCUCCAUGUCCAUGUUCUAGGAGGGCGCCAGUUGCGUUGGCCCCCCGGUUAAUCAGCUUCUCCCAUCAAAGCCGCCAGCCUUCUCACUCAUCAUCGUCCAGCCAGUAUUGAUUUACUUGUGACUUUUGCAGCUGUCAGUCUGUCAUGUGAAACAAGAGUCAGACAAAAACUGUAAGUUUGUCGUGGAAAUAAAAUGCACCUCAGAGCA